Molecule: messenger RNA, 291 nt
Organism: Anthostomella pinea
Lineage: Eukaryota; Fungi; Ascomycota; Sordariomycetes; Xylariales; Xylariaceae
Source: the annotation of a GenBank genome assembly
AUGAUCUGCUCAAUCACCAUCAUCCUCGCCUCUCUGGCCGCCUUCGCCAUGGGCGCUGCCAUGCCCAUCCUCCCUGACUCGGCUAGCAUCACUCAGCCCGGCUCGGCUAUCGACUCUACCCAUCGCCUGGGUCACAGCCAGGUGGUAUCGCUUACUGCUGGUGUCGAGAAGCCUGAGAUCGCGAAUGCUACCACGACCGUCGAGCAGCCCGAGCCCUUCGCUACCACAACCGUCGAGCAGUCCGAACCGACUCCCUCUGCCCUGACUGAGAUCAAGAACCACAUGGCAUGA